CGAAAGUCUUUAUGUGACGCACCAAUCGUCUCAUUGAAUGACAGUUUGACCUCCAAGUGCUCAGCAACCUCCAUUACUGGACGAUGCCACUAGAUUGUUUCCUUUUUGCCGAGUCCACUUUGUUAUUGGGUUGAAAUUGUGAAAAUCUCACUGAAUGUCGUAUAGUCUAAAGUUAUGCAGAAUGCUCCUUUCCUAGUUAGUCGCUUCAUAUUAAAUCCCACCACGAACCUGCUUCGACUCUGUUCCAACUUGCCUAGCAAACAUUUGUUUGCUGUGUCUUACUCAGUCCACAAACUUCCGAAAUCAAGUCAAAUUAGCAUCGAUUCGUUGAGCAAAUGCUUUAUCUCAUCAGGUUCUAAAGGUGUUUCCGACUCUUCGGCUGAAAAGGUAAACGCUAAAGUGGUCCCGAAAAUCAAAACAACCUUCUCGUAUGACGAUUCUGUCAAGUCUGUAAAAUAUAUCACACCACUCAGAGCAUUACGAGAAUAUAUGCUAACAAAGCAGGAUUUAGAUCAGCUACCACGUUACUACAGUCGAAGUCCAUAUGGAAAUGAAACCAAAACACUUGUUUUCCUUCGAUCAGAUGUGGAACAAAUGGCUUACGCAAAGCACGGAGGCCAUGAUGAUUUUGAGUUACGAAGAAAGCUCAUGAAGGAUAUGGAGCGAAGAACCAAAACAGAGCUCUUUAACUUAAAAAAGGCCUUAAAAUACUUUAAGAGCUCAGUAGAAGCUAAGGCAACUGGGACCUCGGUUUUUAUAGAUAAACGGAAAAGUCUGUUUACAUCGGGUCCUGGUCGUGUUGUUCUGUUUGCAAUAGCAAUAAAUGGUCUUAACGUCGCAGCCAAGGCCUUCGGUUGGUGGUAUACUGGUUCUAAAAGCAUGUUUUCUGAGAUGAUGCACUCACUUGCAGAUACUAUGAAUCAGGUUCUUGUUGCUUAUGGGCUAUAUUCAUCAUUACAGAAACCAGAUGAAACGCAUCCAUACGGUUAUGUUCCAAUGCGUAAUGUAUCAUCAUUGAUAAGUGGUGUCGCUAUUUUUUUCCUGGGAGCUGGUCUUACAUUUUAUCAUAGUGUGCAAGGCAUUUUGCAGCCACACGAAUUCGAAUCUAUCAAUCUGGCUUUAAUGGUCAUGCUAGGCUCACUUAUAUCCGAAGGAAGCACUUUAGCUUUUGCUUAUCGCGAAGCUCAAAAAAGUGCUAAGCGUCAAAACUUCUAUUCCGUCAGACAAUGGUUGUUUUCCGGAGUUGAUCCAAGUACUAGUAUGGUUUUACUUGAGGAUUUAGCUGCAGUCAUUGGCGUUAUCGUAGCAGGAUCCGCUAUGACUAUAACCGCUUGCACCGGACAUGUUUUACCUGAUGCAAUUGGAGGGAUUUGUGUUGGUGCAAUUCUCGCUACUGUGGCUGGUUUGAUCAUACAUACGAAUACUGAAAUGUUAAUCGGAAGAGCCAUUCCGGUCGAAAAUCAAGAGGCAAUUAUGCGUGUGAUUGAUAAUAUAAAAAUUAUCCGCGGAACAUAUGAUAUAAAAGCAACAAUGAUUGGUGGUGAAGAAAUACGAUUCAAAGCAGAAGUUGAUAUUGAUGGUCGAGAGCUUACUAAACGUUACCUUGAAACCUUAUCAUUAGAUGAUCUACUCCAAGAAGUGAAAAAUGUCAAAACUGAACAACAACUGGCUCAUUUUAUGUUAAAACAUGGUGAUAAUUUAGUGAAUACAUUAGGAGCAGAAAUAAAUAAAAUUGAGGAGAAAAUCAAGAAGGAAUUCCCGAAUGUAACUCAUAUUGACAUUGAGAUUAACUAAUCACUGGGUUUCCGAUUUUUUUUUAUCACUAUUUAUCGUGUGGACUACUCUUGCUGUACAUUUGUAGCUUUUCUGUGAUUUGGGAUCCAUAUCGCUUUAUGUAUAUUUAUAUAACAAUAUAUGUACACAAAUCA
Messenger RNA from Schistosoma turkestanicum, 1928 nucleotides. Lineage: Eukaryota; Metazoa; Platyhelminthes; Trematoda; Strigeidida; Schistosomatidae. The record is from the annotation of a GenBank genome assembly.